Messenger RNA from Colletotrichum orchidophilum, 204 nucleotides. RefSeq lists its product as uncharacterized. The coding region runs from base 1 to 204 and encodes 67 amino acids. The transcript has a single exon. The record is from RefSeq and is a predicted model, not a curated record. NCBI's taxonomy places the organism in Eukaryota, Fungi, Ascomycota, Sordariomycetes, Glomerellales, Glomerellaceae.
AUGCAGCGACUCAAUUUAGCCCACCAAUUCCAAUUUUACCCGCAGCCGCAUCUACCUGCCGCAUUCCACGUCGAUCCGGUCACAGAAUCUCGGCCCUCCAUCAGUGUUGAACCCGGAGUUGCACAAAUGCGCCGUCUCGCUUGCUGCCUUCCCCGCAACCUCGGUCCCGCGCGCUUGCUCUCGAGUCGAUGCGCCGCUCUCUGA